AUGUCGAAAAUCACCGAGAUCGAGAGCGAUGCCCAGUGGGAACAGCUGCUGGGCUCGCUCCCUGCAAGCACUUUGCUCAUCGUCUCCUUCCAUGCGCCAUGGGCUGCCCCCUGCGCGCAGAUGAAGACCGUCCUCGAGACGUUGGCCGCCGAAUACCCUGCGAACGACCCCCCCUCGACGAAAUGGGUGUCCAUCAACGCGGAAGAGCUGAGCGACAUUAGCGAGACGUACGACGUCACGGCAGUCCCCUUCUUGGUGUUGAUACGGAAUGGGCAGGUGCUCGAGACAGUCAGCGGGAGCAGCGCAGUCAAGGUGCGAACGGCGAUCGAGACACACGCAAACCGGACAGAUGCCGCGGGUGCAGCCACUAGCAGCGUGGCGAACGGGCCCGAGCAGGUGGCAGCGCCCAAGGUCGAGGAGCCCAGCGCACCGGUAGACCCAGAGAAGGCCAAGGAGGAGCUGAGCAAGCGUCUGGCAGAUCUUGUCAAGGCGGCGCCAGUGAUGUUGUUCAUGAAGGGAACGCCCAGUGGCCCGCAGUGCGGCUUCUCGCGGCAGCUCGUGGCCAUACUUCGGGAGAAUUCUGUCAAGUACGGCUUCUUCAACAUUUUGGCUGACGAUGAGGUGCGGCAAGGGCUCAAAGAGUUUGCCGACUGGCCGACAUACCCUCAACUAUGGAUUGAUGGCGAGUUGGUGGGAGGUUUGGACAUUAUCAAGGAAGAACUGGGCAACGACCCUGAUUUCUUCAAACCCUACAGUGUUGAGGCCUCGGCGGCUUAA
Messenger RNA from Emericellopsis atlantica, 777 nucleotides. Its product is annotated as thioredoxin-like protein. The record is from RefSeq and is a predicted model, not a curated record. Gene Ontology annotation, molecular function: 2 iron, 2 sulfur cluster binding. Lineage: Eukaryota; Fungi; Ascomycota; Sordariomycetes; Hypocreales; Bionectriaceae. The transcript is spliced from 2 exons. Bases 1 to 777 code for a protein of 258 amino acids.